Messenger RNA from Thlaspi arvense, 1374 nucleotides. NCBI's taxonomy places the organism in Eukaryota, Viridiplantae, Streptophyta, Magnoliopsida, Brassicales, Brassicaceae. The record is from the annotation of a GenBank genome assembly.
AUGGCAGGAGCGGCCUCCGCGCUGUUUCUGCUCGAUAUCAAGGGUCGCGUUCUCGUCUGGCGUGACUACCGUGGCGAUGUCUCCGCCGCUCAAGCCGAGCGGUUCUUCACUAAACUCAUCGAGAAAGAGGGUGAUUCACAGUCAAAUGAUCCAGUUGCAUACGAUAAUGGGGUGACUUACAUGUUUGUACAACAUAGUAACGUUUACCUGAUGAUAGCAUCCAGACAGAAUUGUAAUGCUGCUAGUCUUAUCUUCUUUCUUCACCGUGUAGUCGAUGUCUUCAAGCAUUACUUCGAGGAGCUAGAGGAGGAAUCACUGAGGGAUAACUUUGUUGUGGUGUAUGAGUUACUCGACGAGAUGAUGGACUUUGGUUACCCUCAGUAUACCGAAGCAAGAAUCCUCAGUGAAUUCAUCAAGACUGAUGCAUAUAGAAUGGAAGUUACACAGAGACCUCCAAUGGCUGUGACAAAUGCUGUCUCGUGGAGGAGCGAAGGAAUACAGUACAAGAAGAACGAAGUGAGUGGUUUUAUAUUCAAGAGAAGAACGUUUUGCCUGAUGUGUUUUUGUUUCGCAAAUGAUGACAGCCUGCUCUUGUUUCUCCAGGUUUUCUUGGAUGUAAUUGAGAAUGUAAAUAUUCUUGUCAACAGUAAUGGGCAAAUUGUCAGGUCUGAUGUUGUUGGAGCACUGAAGAUGCGAACUUACUUGACUGGAAUGCCAGAGUGUAAGUUAGGACUGAAUGAUAGAGUAUUGCUGGAAGCGCAAGGACGAGCAACAAAGGGUAAAGCCAUUGAUUUAGAGGACAUCAAAUUUCAUCAGUGUGUUCGGUUGGCCCGUUUUGAGAACGAUAGGACUAUAUCUUUCAUACCACCUGAUGGGGCUUUUGAUCUGAUGACAUACAGACUCAGUACUCAGGUAAAGCCUCUUAUAUGGGUGGAAGCGCAAAUAGAAAGGCACUCAAGAAGUCGUGUAGAGAUGCUCGUAAAAGCUAGAAGUCAGUUCAAGGAACGAAGCACCGCAACGAAUGUUGAAAUUGAGUUGCCUGUACCAACCGAUGCAUCUAACCCCACCGUUAGGACAUCUCUAGGAUCUGCCGCUUAUGCUCCUGAAAAAGAUGCAUUGGUCUGGAAAAUCAAAUCUUUCCCCGGGAACAAGGAGUACAUGUUGAGAGCAGAGUUCCAUCUUCCAAGUAUAACUGCAGAAGAAGCAACACCUGAGCGAAAAGCUCCUAUCCGUGUCAAAUUCGAGAUCCCUUAUUUCACUGUUUCAGGGAUUCAGGUGAGGUACCUGAAGAUCAUCGAGAAGAGUGGGUACCAAGCGCUUCCAUGGGUGAGAUACAUAACAAUGGCUGGUGAGUACGAGCUAAGACUCAUGUAA